Eupeodes corollae is the source of this 2552-nucleotide messenger RNA. RefSeq lists its product as uncharacterized. The record is from RefSeq and is a predicted model, not a curated record. Bases 199 to 2352 code for a protein of 717 amino acids. Lineage: Eukaryota; Metazoa; Arthropoda; Insecta; Diptera; Syrphidae. The transcript is spliced from 7 exons.
CAUGUGGUUUUCUGAGGUAUCGGCUUCUUUUAAAUAUUCGCGUUAAAUAUUUUCUUUAGAUUUUCUGCAAAUUAAAAACUUGCAGAAAUAUUAAGAUACCGUGUUUUUAAUUUAUAAAAAAAACAACUCGAAUUCUUUAAGUGAAUUGUUAGAAUUUUAUUUUCACCUAAAUAGUGAUAAAAAUUAAGUAGGAUUACAAUGAAUAGGAGAGCAUCGAACCGUCACAAUCCCUUUAAAGAUGGACAAUCUAAUCAAGGGAAUAAUCAGCAAAAUGAGUUUCAGCAUGAAUAUAGAAAUGCCUCUCAAUCCCAAAAUAGGUCAUUCAAUGGACCAUCUAGUAGUUCAUUCAAUGGAGCUGGAGCUAGUAGUUCAUUCAAUCAUGGUAAACGAAAUUUUCAGCAUAAUAAUGAUUCUCAACAAGAACCCCAACGUUCACCUUUUUCUCAGAAUAACAGAUCAUAUAAUGAGUCAAGCGCCAACAACUCAACACCCUCACCCCAACAACAAUCAACACCUCGUACUGGACCCUGUGUUCUGUGUAAAUCUGCUACGGUUUUGAUUUGUUCACGUUGUGGUGACUUUUAUUGUUCACCAACCUGUCAAAAGAACGAUUGGCAAACUCAUCGAUAUAUUUGUUUUCCUAUGCCUAAACUGGUUUCUAGUUCGACUGAUAUUUAUCAAAAUGUUCCAGCACUUAAUGGAUACCAGAAUCGCGAGUUGCCUGAAACAUUUUUAGAUACUCAAAAUAUUCAAUCCCAAAACAAGAAAUGGGUUAGCAAUAGUUCUCCAACGCACUCUUUAAAAAAUAAUCAACCACAGCGACAACAAAAUCAACAACAAAGGAAUCAACCUCAACCACAACCACAUCAAUCAAAUCAACAAAACCAACCAAUUGCACAACAACAUCAAAAUCAGAAUCAACGACAACAGAAACAAAAUCAAAACGACCCAAAACAAAACCGUCCAAAUCCACCAAAAUCAUCGUCAUCUGUAAAUGGCUCCGAAAAAGCCUACGAUCCCAAUGACAUGAUCAAGGCUACCAAUAUUGGAAAAGUUGAACAAGUCGCAUUCCCCAAGAGCAACAGUUUAAUUAAACUGACAGCGAUUCGAAGCUCCAAUCGUGUAUUUUUACGAUCCCUAGAAAAGGCUGAAAACGAAGGUUACUUAAAUGUCCUAAAGGCCAUAAACGAAUAUGGCCGUAAUGCGAGUCCAUUAAAAGUAAUGCCAACUAAAAAUGCAUUUGCCAUAACGAAUUUCGGUUCCGACGGUAUCUUUUAUCGUGUUCAAGUGGUUUCAGCAAAAGACGAAGAUCAUAUACAUGUAAUUUAUUUUGAUUUCGGCAACGAAGGUACCAAAAAGUUGAGCGAACUAAAAGAUAUUUCAAUGGAAUGUGCAGCCCUCAAACAGUACAUCGUAAUGGCUACAUUGAAAAAUGUCCCAUUUGUAAGGGACAAUCCUAAAUUAUUAGAAUACAUGAAAACAUUUGAGGAAAGUGAUGGCAAGAUUGUGUAUAAUGAUAGGGAGAAGCCAUCGUGCGAUAUAAUUUUCGAUGGAGUUGAGGAUAGUUUUAAUAAGAAAAUCAAUGUUUAUAUUCAAAAGACUAAAAAUGAACCUGCUGAAGAGCAAGAAAGGUUGCCAAAGCCGCAGCAGCCAAAAGCACAGCAGGAAGAGGAACGAAAGCCGAAACCAGAGCCAGCUAAAAAGGAAAUGAAGCAAACUGAACCAGAAGUGGUGGUUAAACAACCUGCAACUUCUAAACAACAACCUAGGAGCCGGCCGUCGCAGUUCGCCAAAGCUGUAAUGAUUCCGCCAUUUGAACAAAUAGUUUUGCCAAUUAAGGCAACAAAUCUGGAAGUUAUGAUUGUUGACAACUCCCUGAUGCAUUACAAUUGUUUUGGAUGCGUUUUGUUGGAAGACAAAGCCAAUUUGCAAGAAAUUCAAAACUAUUUGGUUGAGUAUGAAGACACUGGACGUGAAUAUAAACCUAAAAUUGAAGAAUACUGUUUGGCUAAAUAUCAAGAUGGUUGGUAUCGUGCUAAGGUGCUAGAGCUUUUAUCAGCGGAAGUUGUUGAAGUCGUAUUUAUUGAUUUUCUAAAUGAAUCGGAAGUUUUCAUCAAGGACAUUAGACGAUACCCAAUGGACUUAGAUUUACCGUGCAAGACGACGUUGUGCAUAAUUCAAGGUCUUCCAAAUGAACUAACUGAGAAACAGGUUGAAUACUUGAAGGACAAACUACAACCUGGCAGCCAACUUAAAAUUAAUGAAGUCGUGGAGAAGCAUCCCGAUGGCAGUGAUAUUGCUGUGUGUAGGAUAAACCAAGUCACACAGUGGUUAGCAGAAGAUAAACCAUAAAUUAUGUCGUAAUUUCUUUUUUAAAAAUUAAUUUUUUAUCACGUAUGUAUAAUGUAAGUGUUAGCCUUUUGCAUUGAAUGCAUUAUUGUGUUCGUAUUAAAUGCGAAAAAUAAUAUUAUGUUUUUUUUUUUGCAUAUAAUACCAAAAUGUCUCUAUUUUCACAUAAAAAUAUAUAAUAUGUAUGAAAAAUCAUAAACAAA